UCCUCUGUGCAGGUUGGCCGAAGCUCCUUUUCUCCAAACGAAAGUCAGAGGCACAGGACACGCAGCUUUAUCCGUCAUGGAUGGGCGUAUUAAUUGCGAGAAUGAAUCAAGUCAAAGAAAUGGAGCAUAGCCGCUGAUUGAUCGUUCGAAGUCAAAGGAUUGGCUUGGAGGAAGAGGUGCGUAAGCUUCCAGAGAAUUGUUCGUGAUCGCAACAUGAAUCUUCACGGAGAUCGACGCGAUUAAAAUUUUCCAAAAGGUUCGCUCAACGAGAAGGCCACUAAAAAAUGUUGGGAGAGAUUUACGAAUUCCAAGCGGCGCGUGAAAGCUGAAAACCGAAUUAAAGAGGAUCGAUUAACGCUAAUGCGGCCAUUCCAUUAAGCUAAGCAGCAUAACGUCCGUCCAGAAAUUACCUUUGACCGUCAUUUGUAAGAAACGAAUCUCUGGCGCCGGGAAAUGCGCUUGUCGGAAAGGUGACGGCUGACGGGCAAGAGCGCCAGUCAGCCCGUCAGCCCGUCAACUAUCAAAACCGUCAAAAACGUCAGUGCAAGUGGAGUUAAGAAAAGAAAAAUAAAGGAAGACGCAAAAAAACUCGGCUAUGGUGAUAUAGAAGAGAGCUUUGGCUGCGUUGUGUGUGUGUGUGUGUGUGUGUGUGUGUUAUAGUUUUUAUAGAUAGUGUGUGUGUUCUACGCUAGCUAUGGCGAUGGAGGAGAGCUAGGGUUUCGAGAGGAGCGCGCAGCUAGGCGCUAGGCGCUGCGGCAUCGGGCGCUGAAUCGCCAGAUUGACUGGGAGCUGCGUGGAGGGGGAAUGCGUCGCGGCGCGCUAGGGUUUUGUGAUUCCCGAGGUAAGAUGUUUGCAGCGCCCGGAAUGCGUCCUCUGCGCGUCGCCGAUUUCUCGCGGGAUUUCGCAGAUUCUCGCGCAACGCUCGCGUAAUAUUUCGCAGUGAUCCGGCUUUUACUCUCCCCGGCUGCUCGAUCUCUCCUCCCUCCUCCAGAUAGAGAGUGAUGCCGGGGAUUUCUUCUUUCAUGAGCCGCGGGGGGAUUGGAUCUAGCGGCAGCAGCAGCGGUAGAGGCAGCGGCAGGGUUUGUGAAGGCUAGCAGCGAUCCAAACGGAGGCCGAGCGAGGGCCGAAGAGGCAGAGGGAGGAUGUGAUCAUGGGAAACAGCGUCUCAAGAGUGGUGAGCUGCUUCGUUCCCAGGCGGGAGCACGAUGGGGCGGGAAUUGUGCUCUCGGAUCAUCCUCUCGAUGAAGGCCUCGGCCACUCCUUCUGCUACAUCAGGCCUACAUUGGACUCCUCCGCCAGCUCGCCCGCCCAGCACCAGUCCGGGGACUAUCCCUUCUCCCACUCGACGAGCUCGUCCAUCCACACCGACUCGGAGCCAUUUGGGUCGAGCGUGGAGGCGGAGGAGCAGGCGCCGGCGAUGCCCAGGAUCAGCAAGAACGCGCUCAAGUGUACCAUCUCCGAGACCUCUUUCAAGGCCAUCUCGGGGGCGUCCGUCAGCGCCAACACCUCCACUUCCAGGUCGGCCCCUUUGCUCGAUAGCUUCACCGCCUUCUCCAGUGUCCCGGCCGCGGCGUUCGAGAGCACGCCAUCGUUUACAGCGCUGCCACUCCAGCCGAUACCCAGGGGAAUUGCUCACUCGGGACCCAUCACUGGAUCGUCAGGCUCUUGCUCGGGGCCGCUCGAGAGGGGAUUUCUAUCCGGCCCGCUGGAGAGGGCGUUCAUGUCGGGUCCUCUGGAGCGGGGGUUCCUGUCCGGGCCCCUGGAGAGAGACAAGGCGGGCUUCAUGUCUGGGCCAUUGGAGAGGCAACUCUCCGGGCCUCUCGAGCAGGGAGGAGGUGGGCAUUUCUCCGGGCCGGUUUUGUAUCCUUCCGUAUCGCACAGGGGACGAAAGAAGACGCUGGGCGAGUACGUGAAAGAUGCAAGCUUGCCGGUUCGUCGAGCCUUCUCCAAGACGGUUUCCAACAUCGCUCGCACUAGGAAGUCACUGGUUCCACACCGGAAGAAGCAUAGAAGAGGUGGUGAUCGCGACCAGCAGCAUGCGAGCGAGUCGGUUGCGGACACUUACUCCAUGUCGUCGGAGUUUGACGCGAGGGAGAGUCACCUUCAGUGGGCACAGGGAAAAGCCGGGGAGGAUAGAGUCCAUAUAGUACUAUCUGAGGAGCACGGAUGGAUGUUCGUGGGGAUUUAUGACGGCUUCAAUGGCCCAGACGCACCGGAUUUCCUCAUGAGCAAUCUUUACCCCGCCAUAUACAAGGAGUUGCAACGUCUCUUGUGGGACCAGAAAGAGGCAUUUCAACUUUCGCAAAGUCCGUGCUCGCAGAGUCCACAGCAGCAGCAGCGGCUACUUACGAAAGCGAGACGUGAGAUCGACGUUGGUGCCAACGGUGGUUUGGCGAGAAACGGCAUGCAGGCGACGAGGUCGAGGAACUACCCCUCGCCUAUGGAUUGCCAGGACGAUUGCAGCUCACUCGGAGUGAUGGAGCUGGACGGGAAGUCGUCGGAGGAUCGGCAAGGCACGAGAGCUUGCGGUGGUGGCGAGGUUGACGGCAAGCAGGUCAAGCUUAAGUCCAUACUGGGAGUAAAACUCAAGCAGGCAUGCAGGAGGAAGCACAAGGGUGGCAGCAGCAGCAGCAGCUACAAGAAGCUGUUCCAGUGGCGGUACGACUGGGAGCACGAGAGGCUAGAGUCGGAGAGGCUGGCCAAGGCGAGCGUCUGCGAGGAAGUGGACAGCCCGCCAAUCCAGUCGAGGAGAGGCCGGGUGGAUCACUCGGGCGUCUUAAAGGCGCUGGAGCGGGCACUCGAGGAAACGGAGCACGCGUAUCUCGAGAUGACGCAGAGGUCCGUGAUGGACAACCCGGAGGUGGCGCUCGUCGGCUCUUGCCUGCUCGUCAUGCUCAUGAAGGACGAGGACGUCUAUAUUAUGAACGUUGGCGACAGCCGCGCGGUGCUGGCGCAGGACACAAGGCCCUCUCGCAGCGGCAGCAAGUGCCAGUCGGUCCACUCCAGCGACAGUAAAGAGGCCGAGCACGAGCGCAUCGGCGCUAGGGACUCGAUGCUGAGGAUGGAGCUGGAGAGGAUCAUCGAGGAGACCCCGACAGAGCUUGCGGCACUGGAGGCGGCGUAUGAUGUUGGGGACCUGGCGCCACCGCCUCUCUCGCCAACUUUGGAAGCUCUCCAGCUCUCCUGCGAUCACAGCACGAGCAUUGAGGAGGAAGUGAUGCGUAUAAGGAUGGAGCACCCGGAUGAUGAGGCAUCUAUAGCGAAUGAUCGCGUCAAGGGAAGGCUGAAAGUGACUCGAGCUUUCGGCGCGGGAUACUUGAAACAGCCCAAGCUAAACGACGCUGUUCUCGAGAUGUUCCGGAUCGAUUUCAUUGGCGACGAGCCGUACGUGACUUGCACGCCCUCAUUGCAGCAUCACAGGCUGGGACCCCGGGAUCAGUUCCUGGUGCUCUCCUCGGACGGUCUCUACCAGUACCUCAGCAACGAAGAAGUGGUGGCUCAUGUGGAAUGGUUCAUGGAGAAAUUCCCAGACGGUGACCCCGCUCAAUACCUUAUUGAGGAGCUUCUCUUUCGCGCUGCCAAGAAAGCCGGUAUGGAUUUCCACGAGCUGCUAGACAUUCCCCAGGGUGACCGCCGAAAAUACCACGACGACGUUUCGGUGAUGGUGAUCUCGCUCGAAGGGAGGAUUUGGAGAUCAUCCGGCUGAAAGAAAGAAAGACGAUCGAUCGAUCUGGCAACCCCGGAGACAAGUGAGAUUGGAAUUUUUUUUCUUCUUCCAAGGACCAAGACAAGGGAUAAAAAAAAAAGAGAGGGAAAUCUGUGUGAUGUGACUUUCUUGAAGAGGCACGAGGACUUUGCUCGCGAUUUUGAUUAGUGGCAAAAAAGCAUAUGAUACUGCGCGCGGCUGUAAUGGAUGAUGAUGGCUAUUAAAUUUAUUCCCAGGCUUCUA
Molecule: messenger RNA, 3949 nt
Organism: Selaginella moellendorffii
Lineage: Eukaryota; Viridiplantae; Streptophyta; Lycopodiopsida; Selaginellales; Selaginellaceae
Product: protein phosphatase 2C 32
Exons: 6
Coding region: 1151-3706 (851 amino acids)
Biological process (GO): protein dephosphorylation
Molecular function (GO): protein serine/threonine phosphatase activity
Source: RefSeq, a predicted model, not a curated record